This is a messenger RNA of Aspergillus tanneri, 444 nucleotides long. Its product is annotated as thioredoxin peroxidase DOT5. The coding region runs from base 1 to 444 and encodes 147 amino acids. NCBI's taxonomy places the organism in Eukaryota, Fungi, Ascomycota, Eurotiomycetes, Eurotiales, Aspergillaceae. The transcript is spliced from 2 exons. The record is from RefSeq and is a predicted model, not a curated record.
AUGGUCGAACUGCGAAAGCGCAAGGCCCAGGCACAGGCCCCUGUGACAGAGAAGAGAAACAAGAAACAUCACAAUUCUGCAGUGAAACAAGAUACACGUGAAAAGAAGCCAAUCUCAACCACUCCUUCCGAAUAUGUUCCCAAGGUUGGCGACACAAUAGUUCUGAAUGAUUUCGGCGGACAAAUUGAAACGAAUGAGGGCAGGCAAACCACGUUGAAGGACCUUGUUGAAAACAGCCAGACUGGUGUUAUACUGUUUACAUAUCCAAAAGCCUCAACUCCUGGCUCCCUGGGUCUCAAAAAGUCGCCCAAGGGUAUAACCAGGGGUGUCUUUGCCAUUAAUAAAAAGGGUAAAGUUCUAUUGUUACAAGCUGGUGGUCCAGAUGGAACUGUAGAGGCUGCUCGGCAACUAGUUGCAACUCUCGCAGUCAAGGACGCCGAAUAA